AUGGAAAUAAUAGAUUUUCUGGAGGAUGACACACAGGAAGGAUUAACAUCUUUUAAGUUUCUGCUGAAAUUCUUCUAUAAAGUCGUGAAGGUCAGUUCUAUGCAUGGAGCGUAUCACGUAUCGCAAAUACGACGGCAUCCUUGUGAAGUGAUCGUUUGGUGCGCAUUAGUGUUUAUUGCUGCAGCAUGCAGUUGCACCAUUAUUUUUAUGUUCUGGGGCAGAUACUACCAGCGACCAACCGUAAUGUCUAUCGAGAGGGACUACAUGAACUGGAAUAUAUCAUUUCCACCAGUAACCCUUUGUGGGAUAGAAAAAAUCAAUAAAUCCGCGCUCUACGAGUAUGUAUCUGCAAGCAAUGCAACCGACAAGCGAAAAUUAGCGAGAUUCAUCCAAAACCUCGUCAACCUUACGUACGAUACAAUCGAUGAUAUUGUUGAGUACCGCGACCUGCCCGGAGAGGAGUUUUUGUAUCUGCUCGAAAUGGUUACGUACAACAUGCAGGCAGAGAUGGUAACCACUGCUAAUGACACAUUCCCUAUCGAGAGGGUGAUUACUGAGAUGGGAAUCUGCUAUGCAUUCAACUGGGAUAUCUCCAGAUACUUUUCGCCUAGAUAUUUUCUAGAUAACGUGAUGCCUCCGCCAGCCGAUAAAUACAUGGUCUCGAUAUUUGACGUGGAAAAAGUUGCUUUUCUAAAGGAUGUAAGACAUUAUGAGAUUUACACUCACGAUUCCCUGGACACCCCAAACACUCGACGGAAGUUGAGAGUUUCAGAGGACACGACCACCUUCACCCUGCUUCGAUUCAAUGCCAUCCCGAUUGUCGCCAGUGACAAUAUACGCAGACUUCGCAUUAAGCAACGAAAGUGUCGUUUUAUUGAUGAAUCCAAUUUAAAUCACUUUCCCAUAUACACAUUCAGUUUAUGCCGAAUCGAAUGUAAAAUCAACGCCAUUUUGAAAUUCUGCGAAUGCCUGCCAUUCUUCUAUAAACGACUUCCGGGAGAACGAUAUUGCGACUGGCAAGGGCUGAAAUGUGUAGGAAUUAAUCGAGAUAGAAUCAAACGUAAGGCCUUGGAAUGCGAUUGCUACGGUAACUGCGAAGAUACAAAAUUUAUCGUUGACGAGUUCAGCACAGCAUUUUGGACGUUACCGAGUGCCAUUCGUAUCGAACUGUCGAAUACUAAAACACGACUACGACGGAACGUUAUCUAUAAACUUAGUGAUGCCUUUGUUGUCGGGAAUAUUUUAUAG
Messenger RNA from Hermetia illucens (black soldier fly), 1248 nucleotides. RefSeq names its product sodium channel protein Nach-like. The transcript has 5 exons. The record is from RefSeq and is a predicted model, not a curated record. NCBI's taxonomy places the organism in Eukaryota, Metazoa, Arthropoda, Insecta, Diptera, Stratiomyidae. Gene Ontology annotation, molecular function: ligand-gated sodium channel activity. Gene Ontology annotation, cellular component: membrane. Gene Ontology annotation, biological process: sodium ion transmembrane transport. The coding region runs from base 1 to 1248 and encodes 415 amino acids.